Molecule: messenger RNA, 601 nt
Organism: Diospyros lotus (date-plum)
Lineage: Eukaryota; Viridiplantae; Streptophyta; Magnoliopsida; Ericales; Ebenaceae
Product: 60S ribosomal protein L37a
Exons: 5
Coding region: 115-393 (92 amino acids)
Biological process (GO): translation
Cellular component (GO): ribosome
Molecular function (GO): structural constituent of ribosome
Source: RefSeq, a predicted model, not a curated record
GUUUUCAUCCCCAUAUAAUGCCGAGAGAAUGGAGAGAGGAGAGCUAGGGUUUUAGAUCGUCUGUCCGAGCCUCUCAGCGGCUGAUCCGGAGAACUUUCUCGCUAACCAACCAGGAUGACUAAGCGUACAAAGAAGGCUGGUAUUGUUGGAAAGUAUGGAACCCGUUAUGGGGCUAGUCUGCGAAAGCAGAUCAAGAAGAUGGAGGUUUCUCAGCAUAGCAAAUACUUCUGCGAGUUUUGUGGAAAGUAUGCUGUGAAGAGGAAGGCAGUGGGGAUUUGGGGCUGCAAGGAUUGUGGUAAAGUCAAAGCAGGCGGGGCUUACACAUUGAACACUGCCAGUGCCGUGACAGUUCGGAGCACAAUUAGGAGGCUGAGGGAGCAAACUGAGAGCUGAUCUAUAUCUUCAUCACUAUGAUUGUUGAACUUAAUAUCAAGUGCAGUCUACCUGUGUCAUUUUCUGUUCUUAAAAUUUGAAAAACAUUCAGUCUAGUCAAGAGUCUGGAAAUGGCUGGAAACAGUUUUCCUGGAAGGAGCAAUUGCCAUAUGUGAACUGAGCCGUGAUUGGCAUUUGAGCUAAUGAAAUUUUGCCCUUUUUGUGUUUA